This is a messenger RNA of Arachis ipaensis, 573 nucleotides long. RefSeq names its product triacylglycerol lipase 2-like. The record is from RefSeq and is a predicted model, not a curated record. Gene Ontology annotation, biological process: lipid metabolic process. Gene Ontology annotation, molecular function: hydrolase activity, acting on ester bonds. NCBI's taxonomy places the organism in Eukaryota, Viridiplantae, Streptophyta, Magnoliopsida, Fabales, Fabaceae.
AAAUGUUGAAACUAGUAAGAUGCAAAAUCUUUCUCAAAUUUUGUCCUUGCACUACAAAAGUUGGUUAUAAAAUGAAAGCAUUUUUAAUUUCCCCUGACGCAUUAGACCAUGAUAGCCACAAUGUCGAUGAUGAACAUGAUUUUAGCGAGUCUGCUUCUCGUGUUCUUCAUUUGCGUUAUUGCAGAAGCACAUGCGAGGAAAACACUAUACACAGAUGACGGUAUUUGCAAAAGAAUGGCAGAGACACAGGGUUAUACUUGUGAAGAACACAAGGUUACGACCGUAGAUGGCUACAUUCUUAGCCUACAGAGGAUGCCGGCGGGGCGAUCCGGCAAGGCAGCAGACAAGCCACCAGUUUUUUUGCAACAUGGUCUCUUUAUCGAUGCUAUAACAUGGUUGUUCAACACUCCGGAAGAAUCAUUGGCAUAUAUCUUAGCAGACAAAGGCUUUGAUGUGUGGCUUGCCAACACUCGUGGGACAAAAUAUAGCAGCGCCCAUACAUCACUUAAUCCUAAUGACAUGGUUCUUUUAUUUUUUAUUUUCUCAAAAAUACUAUUGGUACAUUUAAAUUAG